CUGUCAGCUGAUCGGUCACAUGUCCCGGUGGCCCCGCCCUCUCGCAAAAUGGAGUUGUCGUCUUCCGUGCAGAGAGGGCUCCGGUCCCUCGGCGAACCGUCCGCCGCGGACCACGCCGCCUUCCCGGCGCUGGUGGACGCCUGCUUCCGCUCUCUGCUCUCCUCCGGCCGGGACGCGGGGUUGCCGGGUGAGCUGCGAGACCCCCUUUGUGCCCCGCCGCUUCUUGCUCACUUCUUGUUGCUCUCGGUCACGUUACGAUGUGUGCGGAAUCUGCAUUCACGCUCCUCAAACCCGGAAGUAGACGAGCCCGAAGUGAAGCAGGUCGAGCGGGUCCUGCUGAAGCGGAUGCACGCUGCGACCACCACAUUCAUCCUGGAAGCGGUCAGGCAAAACGCGGAUGAGUCCACGAUAAGCGCCUGCCUUGAGGAGCUGUCAUUCAGUUCAGAAAGAAUACAAAUAUUCUAUAGCUGCUAUCAGAAACACCACAAGGAGUUAGAGCGUUUGCUAGCGAGCAUUGGAAGGCAAGCAGCUCACAUUACCGACGUGUCAUGGCGCCUCCAAUAUCACGUGAAGAAUGGACAGGUCGAUAAGGUCAACGAGCCUUUCUACUUAUUAUCCCUCAACACCGAGAAUAAAGGUCGUCGCGAGGAUCUCCGCUUCACCUGCACCGUGGAGCAGUUACAGGACAUGGUUGGCAAGCUGAAGGACGCCGCCAAGAGCGCGGAGAAAGCCAGUCAGAUCCGGGGAUCACGUGAGGCAAGCGGGGCGGUCCGAGUGCAAGCCAUUUUGGGGACGGUGUCAGUUUCCACGGAGCGCGCGCACGCACCGCGCACACGCCGCUCGCCACUCAGGAGGAGGGGGGCCAAGUGGGGAUUUUGGAGGCAAACUUGUGUCGGAGCGGAGCGAGCCGACGCCGGAGGACUUUGGGCCGCGCGUCUGCAGCCUGCUUCAAGAUGGCGGCUGGGCUCCGAUUCAUUCGCUGCUGAUUCGCCUCCCAACUUUCAUUGUCUGUCCGCCCCCCACCACCCACCGCCCCCCGCCCCCGCCGCCCCCCAACCCCCGCCCCCCCCCCCCCCCCCCCAGCCGCAGCCAGCCGAGCCCGGCACACAGCUCCUUUCGCUCAUCAUGCAUCGGACGACCAGGAUCAAGAUCAGCGAGCUCAACCCUCACCUCAUGUGCGUCCUGUGCGGGGGUUACUUCAUCGACGCCACCACCAUCAUCGAAUGUCUGCACUCAUUUUGCAAAAUGUGCAUCGUCCGUUACCUCGAAACCAGCAAAUAUUGUCCCAUCUGCGACGUGCAAGUGCACAAAACCAAACCUCUGCUCAACAUUAGGUCAGACAAAACCCUGCAGGACAUCGUUUACAAACUGGUCCCAGGCCUCUUUAAAAGUGAAAUGAAGAGGAGAAGAGACUUUUAUGCCGAGCAUCCUGUCGAAGCUUCAAACGGCUCCAAUGAAGACCGAGGCCAGGUGGCAGACGAGGACAAGCGAAUCAUCACCGACGACGAGAUCAUCAGCCUCUCUAUUGAGUUCUUCGACCAGAGUGCCGGGCUGGCGGGUGGACUCGAUGACAAGCAUUCAAGCAAAGAUCAGACGGCCAACAAAAGGUACCUGCAGUGUCCGGCAGCGAUGACCAUCAUGCAUCUGAGGAAGUUCCUACGCAGCAAAAUGGACAUCCCCAACACUUACCAGGUAGAAGUCAUGUAUGAAGAUGAACCGCUGAAAGAUUACUACACGUUAAUGGACAUAGCGUAUAUCUACACUUGGAGAAGGACGGGCCCGCUGCCGCUCCAGUACCGAGUCCGGCCGAGCUGCAAGAAGCUGAAGGUGAGCCCCGACCGGUGCGGACCGGAGAGCGACUCGGCCAGCGACAAAGCCGGGAGUCCCGCGGGAGCCCCGUCCAGGUCCGCGUCCGCGUCCACGUCGUCGUCCUUGCCGAGCCCGGGCGACCCGGCGCUGCGCCCCCCCCGCGGCCCCGCCGCCAACGUCAACGGGACCCCGGCGGCGCAGGCCCCUUCGACCUUCGCCCAGCCCCGGAAGAUCGGCUCGGCCACCUCGUCCGGAUGACGCCGACGCCGACGCCGACGCCGUUACCAUGGCAACAUAGCGCCGUCGUUCUUUUGUUUCUGUCUCCGUUCUGACGUUUUAUGAUUGAUUUGCGUGUCAUUUGUGGAGCGCACUGAAGGCAUUUCGAAAGAAAAGUUACUCUCAAAUAUUCAAGAAAGUCAAGCAUUUAAAAAUCAAACCCAUAAAUAUGGCUGUAUUUUGUUAUGUACAUCAUUUGUUUUGACCCAUUCCCACAAACGAAACGCGUUUCGCUUCUGGCGCGCGAAGAUUUUCACUUUUGUGCUCUUUUUGUUUUUUGUUUUUUUUUAUCCUCCGGAGCAGACGUCUCAUUUCGUUGUUUUGUUUGUCCGAGGACAAUUGACAUAUUGCAAGCGUUUUCUACAAGCUGCGUGUCCAUAGAAAAAUACAGUAAUGCCAAACACGCUGGUUUCACGCUCAAUGACGUCACGUCUCCCGUGUUUUCUGUUGAUUGGCUCGAUUGUAUGGACAACUUAUUGUAUUGUUACUGUUGCACAGUAUAAAACAUCUAAAUAAACUUUUACACUUAA
Messenger RNA from Phyllopteryx taeniolatus (common seadragon), 2615 nucleotides. RefSeq lists its product as uncharacterized. The record is from RefSeq and is a predicted model, not a curated record. Gene Ontology annotation, biological process: negative regulation of transcription by RNA polymerase II. The coding region runs from base 49 to 2067 and encodes 672 amino acids. Gene Ontology annotation, cellular component: PRC1 complex. Gene Ontology annotation, molecular function: promoter-specific chromatin binding. Lineage: Eukaryota; Metazoa; Chordata; Actinopteri; Syngnathiformes; Syngnathidae. The transcript is spliced from 19 exons.